This is a messenger RNA of Rotaria sp. Silwood1, 1053 nucleotides long. NCBI's taxonomy places the organism in Eukaryota, Metazoa, Rotifera, Eurotatoria, Philodinida, Philodinidae. The record is from the annotation of a GenBank genome assembly.
AUGAUGAAUUCAUCUUCAAGUUUAUCAAUAUUAAAUUCAUACUAUGAUACAAUAGUAGAAGAUCUUAUUUUGAGUUAUUCAUCAGAAACAUCAAAGAAUGUUUAUCUUGAAAAAGUUCUUUCACAUUUUAAAACAGCUGUCAGUUAUAAUAUUAGUGAUGGAAAAAAAAUUCGUGGUACAACUGUUAUUGAUACUGUUCGUGCUAUAUCAUCAGAAUCUGUUGAUGAAUCAUUAUUAAAACAAGCAGCUAUACUUGGUUGGUGUAUUGAAUUAAUGCAAGGAUCAUUUCUUAUUGCUGAUGAUCUUAUGGAUCAUUCAUUAACACGACGUGGAAAACCUUGUUGGUAUUUAAAAGUUAAAGAAAAAGAAUCAUCUGUAAAUGAUUCAUUCUAUUUAUAUUCCUGUACAUUUACAUUAUUAAAUAAAUAUUUUCCAACAAAUAUUAAAUUAUAUCAUUUAUUUAAUGAAGUUUUUCAACGAACUGUUAUUGGACAAGGUCUUGAUUUAGAAACUCCAUCUUAUUUACCAUCGAUUGAUCUUUAUACAGAAGAACAUUAUUAUACUGUUGUUACAUGGAAAACAGCUUAUUAUACAAUUCUUUUACCAAUUUUUUGUGGUAUAUUAAUAACUCCAUCAUCAUUUCUUGUUGAUCAUUCUGAACUAAAAUCAAUUGCAAUUGAUAUUGGUAUUUAUUUUCAAGUACAAGAUGAUUAUCUUGAUUGUUAUGGUGAUAUUAAUCGAACAGGAAAAAUUGGUACUGAUAUUCAAGAACGUAAAUGUUCAUGGCUUAUUGUUCAAGCUAUUAAAUUAUUAAAAAAUAACGAUGUUAAACGAGAAACUCUUUGUAAUAAUUAUGGUUAUGAUGAUCAAAAUAAAAUUCAAUGUGUUAAAGAUAUUUAUGAAGAAUUAAAUUUAAAACAAAUAUAUCAACAAUAUGAAGAAAAAACAUAUGAAAAUAUUUCAAAACGUAUUAAUGAAGCUAAUUUUAAUUCAAAACAACUUGAACAAUUAUUAAAACAAAUUUUAGAUAGUAUUCAUUCGAGAAGUAAAUGA